Messenger RNA from Meloidogyne enterolobii, 510 nucleotides. The record is from the annotation of a GenBank genome assembly. NCBI's taxonomy places the organism in Eukaryota, Metazoa, Nematoda, Chromadorea, Rhabditida, Meloidogynidae.
UAUCUCCCACUUGAAUUACAACCUGUUCUUGACUGGUUUGUCAUGUAUUUUAAUUUUUAUUUAACGUUCAGGUUUAUUACAAAUUAUACUGGCCGUUUGCGUAUGGAUGGUAUGCGAAACCAACCGAGGUUUGAUCCAGCAAUCUGGAGCGUGCAUAGAAGGGUACUUGAAAUGGGGGAUAGAACUAAUAAUUACGCAGAAGCUGCACAUAAAAAACUCCAACGGGCAUUCAGUUGUUCGCAUCCAAAUAUAUGGAGAUUCAUCGAUACAUUACGAAAAGAACAGAAGUUGAUUGACGCGGAUUAUGCCAUGUGUCAACAGGGAAUGGAACCUCCACCUAAACGAAGAAAGUAUCGUGAUGCCGAUAGAAGAAUUCAUGCGUUGGUCCAAACGUAUCAGGCCGCAAAUCCAAAUUUUGAUCACAAUUAUCAAUUUCCAGUUGCUUAUCCUAUUCACCCAAUUAUUGAUUUUUUAAGAGGUGUUUCUCAUAACUAUAAUAUGGAUCCUUGA